Molecule: messenger RNA, 633 nt
Organism: Anopheles merus
Lineage: Eukaryota; Metazoa; Arthropoda; Insecta; Diptera; Culicidae
Exons: 5
Coding region: 1-633 (210 amino acids)
Biological process (GO): sensory perception of smell; detection of chemical stimulus involved in sensory perception of smell
Cellular component (GO): plasma membrane
Molecular function (GO): olfactory receptor activity; odorant binding
Source: RefSeq, a predicted model, not a curated record
AUGUGUUUUCAAAUUAAUCUGUUGGCAAUUGGAGUACUGGGAGCAAUACUGUCAGAUUUCAUGUUUUUCAUGUACGCAAUGUACGCUAUGGCUAGGGCAGACAUUUCGAUAGUGCAUCUUAGUGAGCUAGAAAACAUGCUAAACGACUCCACUAAGAAUGAAGAACACUCUGCGGAAUUACGUCACAAGUGGGUACAGUGCAUGCAAGAUCAUCAGCAGUCAACCAGUUUUUUUAGCACAGUUGAAAACAUUUUUGGACUCAUGUGUUUAGCACAGGUUGCAACUGCAACUUUGUCAAUAUGUGACGCAAUGCUUUUAGUGCUUUUGACUGAUUGGUACCCAACAUAUUCCUACCUGUACGUGGUGUUUGUUCAACUAUCAGGGUUCUUUGUGAUUGGACAUUUGGUAGAGCUAAAGAUUGACGCAUUGUACAACAAGAUCAUCUCUAUGCCUUGGUAUAAGCUUCCAGUGAAGGAACAGAAGGAAUUUAGAUAUCUAAUGAGUCGUCAGCAAUGUCCGAUGAUACUGACAGCGUAUGGCUUUCAUCCUAUGAAUUUUGAGUCGUAUAUGAAUGUGCUGAAGGGUCUGUACCAGUUUUUCGUGAUGAUCAUGCAGUAUAUUGGCAGAAACUAA